This is a messenger RNA of Doryrhamphus excisus (bluestripe pipefish), 4636 nucleotides long. RefSeq names its product amyloid-beta A4 protein. Gene Ontology annotation, biological process: axonogenesis; central nervous system development. The record is from RefSeq and is a predicted model, not a curated record. Gene Ontology annotation, molecular function: transition metal ion binding; serine-type endopeptidase inhibitor activity; signaling receptor activator activity. Gene Ontology annotation, cellular component: early endosome; membrane raft; plasma membrane. NCBI's taxonomy places the organism in Eukaryota, Metazoa, Chordata, Actinopteri, Syngnathiformes, Syngnathidae.
CUCCUCCACCGCCCCCAUCCAAGCAUAUCCAGCCUCCAUCCAUCCCGGGAGGAAAUUCAAGGAGGGAUCACGGGGAUCGGGAUCGCUUUAUCCGCCACGUCCGUGUCAACACGCUUGAUUUAUUCACAUUACCAACAACAACAACCCGCUGCUGAACCGAUUCACCGCCAAGAGGAUACUUGGAUACCGGGAGGAGGACGGUAUGGGGGGACAUACGGUGGCGGUUAUGGUCUUACUUGCGGCGACCUUGACGCUCUCAUCCGAGGUGCCUGCUGAUGACUCAGUGGGUUUGCUAACCGAGCCGCAGGUGGCCAUGUUUUGCGGCAAGCUCAACAUGCAUAUCAAUGUGCAGAGUGGCAAGUGGGAGUCGGACCCCUCCGGCUCUAAGAGCUGCAUCGGCACCAAGGAGGGCAUCCUGCAGUACUGCCAAGAGGUGUACCCUGAGCUUCAGGUCACCAACGUGGUGGAGGCCAACCAGCCUGUCAGCAUCCAGAACUGGUGCAAGAAAGGUCGCAAGCAGUGUCGCAGCCACCCUCUCAUUGUGGUACCUUAUCGCUGCUUGGUCGGGGAGUUUGUGAGCGAUGCCCUGCUGGUUCCGGAUAAGUGUAAGUUCCUGCACAAGGAGCGUAUGGACCAGUGUGAGAGCCAUCUGCACUGGCACACUUUCGCCAAAGAGUCCUGCACAGACCGCUCCACGAACCUCCAUGACUACGGGAUGCUGUGGCCGUGUGACAUCGAUCGUUUCCGAGGGGUGGAAUUCGUGUGCUGCCCGACCGAUGCUGAGCAGGAGUCGGACAGCGCGGCACUGGACAGGGAAGAGUCAGACGUGUGGUGGGGCGGAUCUGAGCCUAACGAUAAUAGCGAGAACAGCAUGACGCAGCAGGCGGACACGGAGCCCACCGCUGCUGAGGAGGAUGAGGACGAGGAUGAUGCUUUUGAAAGGGAUGGUGAAGAAGAUGAGGAGGAGGAAGACGAGGACAUGACACAUGAGCGGGAUAGCUAUGAACGCAAUGCAAACGUUGCCAUGACAACCACCACCACCACCGAAUCCAUUGAGGAAGUCGUCCGAGCCGUUUGCUGGGCGCGUGCCGUGAAAGGCCCGUGUCACGCCAAGCUGGAGCGUUGGCACUUUGUGCCCAAAACGGGUCGCUGCGCCCCCUUCUUGUUCGGGGGCUGUGGGGGCAACAGGAAUAACUUUGAUUCGGAGGAAUACUGCCUGGCUGUCUGCAGCAGCUCGUUGCCCACCAUGGUGCCCAGUCCUCUGGGCGCUGUGGAUCGAUACCUCGAGUCUCCUGGCGAAGACAACGAACACGGCGACUUCCAGAAAGCAAAGGAAAGCCUGGAGGCCAAGCACAGGGAGAAGAUGUCGCAGGUGAUGAGGGAGUGGGAGGAGGCUGAGAGGAAAGCCAAGAACCUGCCACGUGCUGACAAGAAAGCUGUCAUUCAGCACUUCCAGGAGAAGGUGGAGGACCUGGAGCAGGAGGCUGCCGGAGAGCGGCAGCAGCUGGUGGAGACGCACAUGGCCCGCGUGGAAGCUCUGCUUAACAGCCGCCGACGCAUGGCUCUGGAAAAUUACCUCAGCGCACUACAGGCCGACCCUCCAAGGCCUCGUCAGGUGCUCAGCCUGCUGAAGAAGUACGUGCGGGCUGAGCAGAAAGACCAUCAGCACACGGUCAAACAUUUCCAGCACGUCCAAACGGUCGACCCCAAGAAGGCGGCGCAGAUUGGGCCUCAGGUUUUGACCCACCUGCGUGUGAUUGAGGAGAGGAUGAACCAGUCGGUGGGUUUGCUCUACAAAGUUCCCAACGUAGCCAACGAGGUUCACAACCAAGUCUCCGUCAUCGUGCAGAGAGUCCAGUCUGUGCUGUCUCAGCAGGUCUCCUCGCUGCAGAGUGACGCCAGAGUGGACGGCAGGAUGAGCUACGGGAACGAUGCCCUCAUGCCCGACCAGGCUUACAGCUCCGCCCCCGUGGACCCAGGCCUCGAAGGACUGGGUUUCAUCCACCCUGAAAGCUUUAACCAGCCCAACACCGAGAACCACGUUGAGCCCGUCGAUGCUCGCCCAGUUCCAGAUCGAGGACUACCCACACGCCCUGUGUCGGCCCUGAAGCCAGAAGAGAUGCCCCGAGUGCGGCUGGACACCAAGGAGAGGCAAGGUGCCGGCUAUGAAGUCCACCAUCAAAAACUGGUGUUUUUUGCUGAAGAUGUGGGCUCCAAUAAAGGUGCCAUCAUUGGGCUGAUGGUGGGAGGCGUUGUCAUAGCGACCGUCAUUGUCAUCACCCUGGUGAUGCUGAGGAGGAAGCAGUAUACGUCCAUUCAUCACGGCGUCAUUGAGGUGGACGCGGCGGUGACGCCAGAGGAGCGUCAUCUGGCCAAGAUGCAGCAGAACGGCUACGAGAACCCCACCUACAAAUUCUUUGAGCAGAUUCACAACUAAACAAAAUCAACCCCGACCCCGCCCCCUCCGCUCGCCGCUUCUGUUCCGUUGUCUCGCUCCUCUUGACCUUUUCCCGACAGGCGAGACUGCUUUCAGCGGUUCAAUGGGGACGAAUCUUUGCAGUCACAAGCGAAGGAGACAUGGAACAAAGCCGCGCGAAUCCCCCAAUUUGCACAAAGAAUCCCCCUCAUUUAGCCGGACAAGGGUCCCCUGUGUCACCUGCACAUCUCAAUCACAUGAAAACCAUUGCAGUCUUUGUACUGGGCAACCUGUUGACUGACCGUAGCUCUGUCUAGACACAUACCCAGAAUAUCGCGUCGUUACAGCGCUCGCCGCAAAACAUUUCUAGAUUGUUUGUUUAAAAACAUGAACAAAAAAAAGAAUCCGUAGAUCAGAAUCAGUGGUGGCUUUUUUUUGGAGUGUGAUAUGUAAAGGAAGAAAUUAGCUGUUACGUUGACAUAGCUCAUGGCGGAUACGGUUAAAAACGACGACAGGGUCAGGGGUGUCCAAACUUUUUCCACCGAGGGCCGCGUUCAGAAAAAUGAAGGGACACGAUAAGACGCACCAUAACCCAUCCAAUGCAGGCCAGAGUAUGCUAGGCUAUCAGUACAAAACAUCCAUUAGUGUAUCGCUCAUUAAUAAUGGAUUCAUUUAAUUUGUACACGACGCUUUGGACACCUCCGUCUUAGAUGGUUUGGCAGGAUUGUACAUUUCUGGCGUCUUUUCCUUGUGACCUUGCGUGAUAUGAAGAGGAAGAAAAAUAAUCAAGUCGCUUUAAAUCACUCUUUUAUUUUGGUUUCUAUAAAUCUCCAUGCUUCACCGUUGCUUUAGUUGCAUGGGCAAAGAAUACAAAUACUAUAUGUAAUAUAUGAAGUUGUAUUAGUAUCCGAAAGGAAGAUGAUUGUGUUUGCGUUUUAUGCACUCUUGUCCUUUUUUUGUUUUGUUUUUAGGAAAAGUCCAAAUGUUAUCGUCAAAAAAUUGUGAUUAAUGCUGACAAAUACCUAUUGACCCAAUGGGGGGGGGGGUACUAGGCUGGGAUAUCAUCUCCAUCAUUCCAUAUAAAUCAUUCCAUAGUUCGUUAUUGAUUGUACACGGGUUGUUGGGGGCUGAGGUGGCCCCUUUUUUCCAUUUUUUCUGAUCAUUUGGAACGACAGUGGAACCUCCAAAGCAGAGCACCAAAACAUAAUGCAAAUAGAAAUACAAUCAUCCCUUGUUUAUCACGGUUAAUUUUAUCACGGUUAAUUAUAGGAUUCCUUAUUCGUAAAUGGAAUAUUCAUUCAUUUUCUACCGCUUUUUCCUCACGAGGGUCACGGGGGUGCUGGAGCCUAUCCCAGCUGUCUUUGGGCGAGAGGCGGGGAUAAAUGGAAUAUUUAGAGUAUAAAAAAAUAUUUGGUUUGAUAACCAAUUCGCACCUAUGUCCUCUACCGACCACCGCCACCAUACAUUCACAAAAGUAUUCUAAAUACGGUUGUCAACAGUAUUCGAUCCCUCUUGACGGCUUGUUUACCUGGAUCCUGUGUAGUCCUUCCUGUUGUGGCUGUUGUCUUGUCAAUGUAACAUUACUUACACCUAGUGACCAGUGUAGAAUACCACAGAUCACAAUGCAUAGAGCAUUUUCAAACGGGGGUGUUAUUCAUGUCUAGAGGGCUCUAAUAAUGUUAAAACCCCGUAUUUAGAAGGUUGUAAACAUGUUUUUCAAUGCUAAGUAUAUUCCAUUCCUAAACAAGGAAUCCUACUUUUGAUUAUGUUCAGUUAUCACAGCCAGAUCUGGAACCAAUUGACCAUGAUCAACGAGAUUACUGUAUCGCUCUCAGCUCCUUGACAGUUUGAUGAAACGGCUUCAUUCGACAUCUUAAAAUUAGCAUUAUACCUCCUACUCGGUUGUUUGCUAAUAAGCUUUGGUAGUUUUUACCAGCGUGGGGGGGGCGAGUAACAUGAAGAAAAGCUCAGACUCACUUGAGAAGCCAUCUGGUGCCAUCUUUGGAAGUUCCACAGUAUAAAUUCAUUAUUAACACUUUCCCAUUUGGUUUCUUCAUUCUGUUUUAGUGUAUGAAUCCAAGACAUAUAUCCCGACACUGACAUGUGAAUUGAAGCUCUUAUUCAGGUGAAUGUUUAAUUGAAAGGAAGAACCCCCUUUUCGCUGUGUAUUUAAGCUUAAAAAGUUUCUACUUCCAUAUCAUGAAUAAAAUUUUGAAUGUA